This is a messenger RNA of Hippopotamus amphibius kiboko, 1581 nucleotides long. RefSeq names its product TLE family member 6, subcortical maternal complex member (gene TLE6). Gene Ontology annotation, biological process: regulation of DNA-templated transcription; negative regulation of canonical Wnt signaling pathway. NCBI's taxonomy places the organism in Eukaryota, Metazoa, Chordata, Mammalia, Artiodactyla, Hippopotamidae. Gene Ontology annotation, cellular component: transcription regulator complex; nucleus. Gene Ontology annotation, molecular function: transcription corepressor activity; protein binding. Bases 1 to 1581 code for a protein of 526 amino acids. The transcript is spliced from 11 exons. The record is from RefSeq and is a predicted model, not a curated record.
AUGCACAGCAUUCAGUUCUGCACUGUUGCACACUUGCAUCGACCACCUCCCAGUGUGGUCACUGUGGUUCCUUUGCAGUUCCAGGAGAUCCGGCAGGGGCUCCAGGAGCAUCACAAGCAGGUGAAAAACUUCCUACAGAUUGUGGACACCUGCAGCCGAUCCCUGGGCUUCCGGCUGGGGGAGACGUCCCCCAGUGAGCAGACCAACCAGGACCCCCAGGACCCAGAGGCCAAGACCGCGCAGCCCUCUGGUCUCCAGAGGCCAUUCUUCGAAGACAUCGUGGCCAUGAGGUCAUCCGAAUGGUUCCAGCAGCCCCCCGGAGUGGACAACGACAUAGGCCACCAGCUAGACACGCAGCCAUCCUGGGACUCAGAGCCCCGGUUUUGGCAGGAGGUUCUGACCGAGCAGCUCUGGCAGGGUUUUGCUGGAACCCAGAACCAGGGGGAGCACCCCAGACGCAGGCUUCUCAGCCCAGCUAUACCCUCUGCCAGCUUCUCUGAGGGCUCCCGAAAAGGAAGCAUAGGACUGGGCGCUGUAGGAGAGGGGGUGUUCUGCAUGGCCCAGGAGCUUGCUGUGAAAACAUACCCAUUUCUGAAGCCCAUAUGCUGGGAUCCUGAAGACUUUGAAAACAUGCGGAAUAGGCCUGAUGCCUUGCCCUGGCAGUCUGAGAAGCUGGCCAUGCCACACAGAGCAGAGAAGAUGCAGAGGCUAGAACACGGGGAGCCCGUGCUGGCCACGGCCGUCAGCAGCUUCACGAGGCACGCCUUCACCUGCAGCAGGGGCGGCAUCAAGGUGUGGAAGCUGGUCGGCCAGGUGGCGGCGGCCAGUUUCCCGGUGAGCUACCUGCGUGUACAGACCCAGGGGGCCUACCUGCGCACCUGCUUGCUGUUCUCAAACAGCACGGCCCUGCUGACCGGCGGCCACAACCUGGCCAGCGUGAGCCUGUGGGACCUGAAAGCACCUUCCCUGCACGUGAGAGCCGAGCUGCCCUGUGCGGGCCUCACCUGCCAGGCCCUGGCCGCCAGCCCCGAGGACAGCCUGGCCUUUGCUGGCUUCACCGACGGCCGUGUCAGGAUCUGGGACCUGCGGGAUCAGAGCGUAGUCAGGGACCUGCCGGGCCACCUAAACAGCGCCAAGAGCAUUGCUGUGAAAGACCAGCACAUCUGGACGGGGGGUCUGGAUGCCUGCCUGCGGUGCUGGGACCUGAGGACCACUGGAGAGCCCUGGGAAUACCAGUUUGAGUCUCAGAUAAUGAGCUUGUCCCCCAGCCCCCGGGAGGACUGGGUGCUGGUAGGCACGGCCAACGGCCAGCAGUGGCUGCAGCCCAGCCUUGGGGGCGAGAAGCACGUGGUGGGGUGUAAGGAGGGCACCAUCCUCGGUCUCAAGUUCUCCCCGCUGGGCCAGUGGUGGGUGAGCGUGGGGAUGGACAACCUGGUCAGCGUCUUCAGCAUGCCCACAGGGACCCCGGUGCUCCAGAUACCCGAGAUGUCCUCCAUCAUGUGCUGUGAUGUGUCCCUCAGUAACCACCUGAUCGUCACGGGGUCUAGGGACCACGCCUCCGUGUACCAGAUCACGUACUGA